AUGCCUCCGCGCCGCCAACCACUCAGCGCGCUCGACCUGAGGUUGCGUCUCUCGGCACUGCUCGUCGUCAUCGCGCAUCGCGUCCUUCCGCCCGCCUGCCUCGCCGCGCCUCCGCCCGAACACUCGCCGGCGGGGGAGGCGGCGAAGCUCCUGGCGUUCCUGGAGAAUCCCGAGGGGCAGUUCACGCAGUUCGCCGCGGCGCUCAAGCGCACAGAGGUGCCGUCGCUCCUGCGCGAGUCCCUGGCCAACGGCACGCGCUUCACGCUGCUCGCGCCCACGGAUUCCGCCUUCGCGCGCCUGACGGCGCAGCACCCGCGGCUGUGCGCCGACGCCGACUCGCGCCUCACCAUCGCCGCCACGCACUUCGUCGGCGGGCGCUUCCCCUUCUCCCGCAUCGCGCUCAAGGCGCCGGGAUUCGAGUUCCGCACAGAAGGAGUGGACCUGGUUCGCUUGCCUGACGCGCCCCUGGAGCAAGGCAAGCGGCGCGUGCUACUGGCCGUCAAGGACGCCCCCUUAGCUUCACCAGCUGGUGCUGGGGUAUCUGAUCAAGGUGGAAAAGAGCAGGGUAUAGGCAACCCUUUGGCUACUGCUGCUGCUGUGCCAUCAGCUACUGGCGCAGGGGUCGCCGCGGGGCAAGUGCUGGUGGGGGGUGUCACGGAUUCUGAUAGGGCUAAGGAGUUAGCAGCGAGGGCACAUGUGGUACGGCCAAACGCGCUGAUUUCCCGCCGGAUAGUGGUGCACGGGAUCGAUGCAGUUCUUGCUCCAAAUUAUGUGCUUGACUGUCAACAUUAG
Molecule: messenger RNA, 792 nt
Organism: Closterium sp. Naga37s-1
Lineage: Eukaryota; Viridiplantae; Streptophyta; Zygnematophyceae; Desmidiales; Closteriaceae
Source: the annotation of a GenBank genome assembly